This is a messenger RNA of Episyrphus balteatus (marmalade hoverfly), 2098 nucleotides long. RefSeq lists its product as uncharacterized. NCBI's taxonomy places the organism in Eukaryota, Metazoa, Arthropoda, Insecta, Diptera, Syrphidae. The transcript has 2 exons. Gene Ontology annotation, molecular function: DNA-binding transcription factor activity, RNA polymerase II-specific; RNA polymerase II cis-regulatory region sequence-specific DNA binding. The record is from RefSeq and is a predicted model, not a curated record. Gene Ontology annotation, biological process: regulation of DNA-templated transcription. The coding region runs from base 39 to 1946 and encodes 635 amino acids.
CAAUUUUUACUUCAGAAACAAAAAAAAAUAUAAAUAAAAUGGACAACAUAUCAAAAAUAACCAUUGACGAUAGUUCAGCAUCAAUGUAUUUUUCAUUCAAUAGUACAACAGCUUGCAAUAAAAUUAUGGAAACUACAAAUGACAAUUACAAUUCAAUGGCAAUUGAAGAUGAUGACGAAGAUGAAGAAUGUGAUCAAAAUAAUACUCUUGAAGCUGUUGGUGAGUUAAAUCAUCCAACAGAACAAAUCCAAACAGUAAAAAAACUAUCAUUUGGUAUUUCACCAGCUAAAGCUAUUCCUAAGAAUAUAUUAAAAGCCUAUAAAGCACUCUCGUCGACUCCAACUAAAGCUCAAUUGUUGCGAAGUGUCGAAGUAAAUCGAGGCUCGAGUGCAGUUGUAGUCGACGUUUGUGAUCUGGGUUUGGCUUUUUUGGAAGCCCCUCAAGAAUCUAUUAAUUCUGUUUUGUCCGAAGACAAAGAAAAUCAACCCCAAGAAUCACAAGAAAUUAUUUAUUCAGAAACAUCUUCGGAAAUUGUUGUUUCUGUAAUUGAAAAGACUCAAUUGGAUGAAGAGAAACCCAUUAAAAGAGUGGGCUUUUCUAAUUUACCAGUUUUUAAAAGUUCUGGGAACUCAAAUGUUCGUGGGGGUACUCCGAAAGUUCGUAGAUCUAUUCCAAGACAUGAGCCAGAUCUUGUUACAAAUCGUCCGUCGAGAAUUGUUGCCACAAAAAGAAUGUCAACUAUUCCCAAUCCUCCAAAUUCUGAUUUAAACUCUGACGAGAUUCCAAAGAUGAUAAAUUCGAUACUUAAAAUCUCGAAAGGACUUCCUUCAAAUAGGAAAUCGAUUGGCAAUCAAGAGAAUCCAUUUAAUUUGCUUGGCAAAGCUACGAGAAUGUCGAUUGUAAAGACAACCUUAAACAGUCCAGCUAGAAAGGUGUCACGCAAGUCUCUAACAUCGAUUCAAGUUGGAAAAAACUAUCUACGUCAUAGUUUACUUCCGAUUAAUAAAGGCAGAAGUACAGUUGGAACUUCCACUGUAGCUCCUUCUACUCUUCGUAGAAGUGUUGUUCCCUCAAACAGUCGCAAAAGUAUGCUUCCAACGACUGUGACCAGUCCAAAGAAGAGAAUUGUUGCACGGAAAAGCAUGAUGAUGCCUCCGAUAGCUUCUUCAUCAAUUCCGAAUUCUAGGAAAAGUAUGGUUCCAAAGACAACAUCUUUAUUGGGAACAGGUUUAGGAACAAAACCGAAAACAACAUUGACAAAAUUGAAAGAGGAUUUCAUUUGUGAUGUCUGUUCGAGAAAGUUUUUAGUACUUUCUUUAUUUGAAGCUCACAAAAGAACACAUGAAAAAGUUGCUUCUGCAUCGGCAUCAUCGACAAAACAGACUUUCUUUUCGAAUAGCGACAAUAAAUGUCGUUAUUGUGACAAGAAGUUUGCAAUUCCAAAGGCUCUGAGCAAUCAUCUUAUUCAGAAUUGUACUAAAAUUCCACCAGGUGAUAAAAAGAAGUUACUAUUUCCAACAGAUCAAAAAACUAUUGUUACCCAGUCCCAAUCAUCAAAAUUACCACCAAAAUCAGCUUCGAAUCUAUCCAGUUGUGAUUCGAUUUCCUCCAAUAAUACAACUCAAAUAUCAAAAAGUCAAUUGAAUACAAAGACUAAUAAUGGUGAUUGUACUAUGCCACCACCAUCAUCUACCAAUAAGUUAAAAAAGAAAUUGGCACAUUCUGGAGUUUAUUGUACACCAAAAAAACAAAUCACAUGUCACAUUUGUAAGAUGAGUUUUAAUAAUAUUUUAGCAUUUACUGAACAUAAAUUAUCACAUUCGAAUGCAAAAAGUGAUGAACAAAAGUCAGAAUCAACAGAAAUUCAAAUUGAUGUAAAGAGUGAUAAUACUACAACAGCGCAACAAAAAAUUAAUGACGAAGAUGGUGUUGUUCCUUUAAAAUAAAGAGGAACAAAGUAUUUAUCAAUUCUGUUUAAAAUCCUGAUAAUACGCGUCGUUUUCUACAAGAAUAAUCUUUCUUAACACAUUUUGGGACUACAGAAAAAAACUUUAUUUAUAAGCUGUAGAAAAAACGUAGACUUUUUGACAAUUAUAUU